UUUCUUACGCCUCAGUUUUUGGUGUUCAGUUACGAAAUUUACGACACUAGCCAACUAAUCCAGACAAUAUUAUUGGAUGAUUUAUUGGUUGAUGGAAAACAUCGGAGAAUUGAGGAUAUAGCGAUAAAAAACUACGAUGGAAGCUUGUUCAUCCAACGGGUAUUAAAACUUACCGACAUAAGCCCAUUUGCAGUUGCAAGCACGGUAUUGGAAAUACCACCGGAAAAGCAAAAUGCGACAGAACUGGACACUUUAUUGUUGCCGUUGAAUCAUUCAAAAAUUAUGAUUCCGUAUAUUCAAGCGAUGGCUGCUGCACCAUUUGCGCUUGGAGCAGUAGAGUUGAAGAAAAAUGACAAAAUAUGGGAUAUCCUGGCAAUCGGUCUUGGUACCGGGAUUUUGAACGGCUUUCUGCACGAUGUCUUUAGCAAUAUGAAUAUAACAGUGAUAGAAUUGCAGCAAGGAAUGUAUGAAAUAGCUAAGAAAUAUUUCGGUCUAAUCGAAGACAAUAAUCAAAGAAUAAUCAUUGAGGAUGGUUUAGAGUAUUUGCAGGAAAAUGCAAAUCAGUCGAAAUUCGAUGUGAUCUUUAUCGAUGCUUGCUAUGACAGAAUUGUGGACGAAGUGAUAUGUCCCGUUGAAGCUUUCAUGUUGAAAAAAAAUUUGAAAAUUAUUAAAGAAACAUUAAGCGAAAAUGGCAUCGUCAUCUUAUCAGUCUUGACGUUUGAAGAAUAUAAACUCAGACAGAUACAAAAAAACUACACGAAUGUAUUCGGCAACUGUCAUCUGAUCACCGAUAGCUUAAAUCACGUCAAUCAUGUCCUUGCGUGUGGUGAAUCUCGAAGAAAAAAGACUGAAUUUGCCAGAAAAUUGAGAGAAAUUUACAAGAAAUUUGGAUUUUACUCAGAACCAAAUGUUGAUUGGAUGCAUCGAUGA
Molecule: messenger RNA, 930 nt
Organism: Acanthocheilonema viteae
Lineage: Eukaryota; Metazoa; Nematoda; Chromadorea; Rhabditida; Onchocercidae
Source: the annotation of a GenBank genome assembly